AUGAAGCGGCUGCUGCUUGGCGUGCUGCUGUUCCACCUCGCCGUGCACGGUGAGUGGCUGGGCAGUCCGCAGGGCCAGCCUCAGGCCGGGUCGCCGUCCACGCCGGGCCCGGCCAGCAACGGCACCAACACCAUCACCACCUCGGGCAAGCACCGCAACCGUGGCUGGAGAGACUGGCGCAAGGAGGACCCCACCCGGAGCAACUCGCUGUGGAAGAGCGUCACGCCGCUGGGCAACGCCGAGCUGUACAUCGUGUUCGCCCUGCUCAUCGGCCUGGUGACGGUGGUGAUCGGCUGCUGGCUGUCGGACAACUGCUGGUCGCCGGAGCCCGAGAUCAUUCUCCCCGCGUAGCAGAAGUCGCGGGCCGUGGCGCCCCUGCCCCUGUCCCUGCCCUGGACCACCCCGUGGACCACCCCGUGGACCACACCGUGGG
Molecule: messenger RNA, 433 nt
Organism: Thrips palmi
Lineage: Eukaryota; Metazoa; Arthropoda; Insecta; Thysanoptera; Thripidae
Exons: 3
Coding region: 1-351 (116 amino acids)
Source: RefSeq, a predicted model, not a curated record